CCGCUAUAGCGCCCUUAGCGGCUUGAGCUAGCGGCCGUCACGGCACCUGUCUGCGCCUGUGGAGAACCACUGCCGUUCCCUUUCGCUUUCUUUCCCUUUGGGGCGUCGUACCACAGCGAACAACGCAGCGCACCGUAACGCCGCCGCCUCCUUGGCUUCUGUCUUCUGACAUUCUUCCAGAGACACACACACUCGUUUCCCGCCCUUUUUGUGCUUCUUCAUCAUCAACCACGCUCAUUAAGCACAUCACAUUUCGUAUUUCAUUUUCAGUUUAAUUUCCGGCGCGAUUCUCUCUCGUAUCGACCGGCAUCGUGUUUGGUUGAUUUUGGCCCCCAUCGACAUCAUCUACCGACGCAUCAACCCAAAACACGCUUAGACACAGCAGCACGGCCGAUUUGUAUAGCGACAUCUCUAUUCUUCGUCAUGCGAUUCUCACUGCGGCGUGCCGUAGCCGUGGCAGCUGCCGCCCUCUCGGUGCCAUUCGCUUCCGCGGCAGACGAACCUGGACAAUCGAGCUUUGUAACACCAGACGGAUCGCUUGGAUUCGCCAUCACCGUCGCCAACGACAAAUCCAGCUACAUGGUUAGCCUCCGCAUGUCUACCUCCCGCUCCUGGGGUGCUUUCGGCCUCGGUAGCGACGACAUGUUUGGUGCCCUCAUGUUCAUCAUCUACCAAGGCGAAACUAGCGGCAACGUUACCUUUUCUCCCCGUGUCAGUUACCACAACUACGAACCCGAAUACUAUGGCGAACUCCCCUACAAAGUGUUCGACAACCUUACUACCGUGGCGGACGGCUUCAUGUCUGUCACCGCGCAGAUUAACGACUUGAGAUGGCCCCAGAUGGAAUCUCCAAACGGCGGCUGGUUUGAUUAUAGCAGACCCGAUGAGCCUGCAAUCUACGCCCUUGGACCUAAGCAGAAACUCUACAGCGACGCCAAGGAUGCCAACCUCCGCUUCCACGAGGAGUUCGGCGUUGUCGCUGUCAACUUGAAGCGAACACAUACCUUUGAAGAUAUCCCUGCGCUGAACAAGGAUACUAAAAGCGAUGGCAUAACUUUGCGCUACAAUAAAUCGAACCAGGUUGACACAAGAUCGACACUACACGCGACUUUCAUGGUUCUCGCUGUUCUGGUGCUUCUACCUCUUGGUGUUGUCUUCCUGCGCGUGACAAAAUGGACAAAAUGGCAUGGAUUCACCCAGCUUAUUGCUCUCAUCAUCAUCUUGGCCGCCGUUGGACUCGGAAUUGCAGACAGCUUCUAUUACAGAAGGUCGUGGCACUUCAACUCUGCGCAUCAAAUUAUUGGACUUAUUACACUCGGCCUGCUCAUCACGCAACUUACUCUCGGCGUUUUCCACCACAUGGAAUUUCAGAAAACACAAGGCCCUACUUUUUGGAGCCCUAUUCAUCUUUGGCUUGGCCGCGGUGUCAUGCUGCUGGCUUGGAUCAACUGCUUCCUUGGAUUCCGCUACGCCAUGAACGAAAAGACAGGCAUGAUUAUUGCCGGCGUCAUCAUCUUGAUUCUCUUUGGAUGCCUCUUUUACCUAUUUUGGCUCCAGCGUGCUGCUAAGAAACGCCGCGAUGCUGCUCUUUUUGGUUCAGCCCAGGCGGCCGAGUAUAGUGACAUAAACCAACAGGGCGACCGGGAAGGCCACCAACAAGGCAUUGAUCUCCAGACUGUGUCUCCCUGGAAGAGCGCUAAAGGCAAUGCCGGCCAUACAUACGUUGACGAGCCUGAGCUGGGCGCGGUAGCAACACCAAAGGCUGCUCAAUAAGGGGCGGAUUGUAUGAACUAAAGGACACACGAUAUAUCUAUUUUAAUUCGGGUUUCGAUGUUUUUGGCUUACCUUCUUUUCUGUAAGCUUUGGGUUAGGUUGGCGUUGACAUGGUUCAGUUGCUCACGUUGCUGCAUUUCUUUUUAACAAUACCAUCCUAUAAACAGUUGCGUUUCUAUUCAAGCAGAAGAUGUAUUGAUACUAUGGUAUAUUUAUGCUGAAUUCAUGAAGUCAUUAUAGUCGUUGAGUUUCGUGCUGGCGUUGUUUGGUACAAUGUCUACUCCUGGAUGUCAUCUCCCUCAAGCACAAUCUCAUGGCCGUUUCCUUCUUUGACGAAGAGGCUGGCAAUAAACGUUACUACAGCAACAAUGCUUAAUAUCCAAAAGACAAGCCCGACAAUGCCCUCGUUUAAACCGUAGCCAUACACCACACCGCCAACCAUGGGCCCAAGAGUGCGGGAGGCACUGCCUACAGUCUGGGCGAUACCAUGAACUGUGGCCAAAACGCUAGGAUGAGGAGAGCUGUUGUUGACAAUAAGAAUGUGACUUGGGAUAGAAAAUGUGCGGGCUACUACGUGUAUAGUAAGCACUGUUGCGAGUGUCAUCCAUAUAAGGAGUCCAGUCUUAGCUGUAGGAGGCGCUUGGUCGCCGGGAACGAUGGAGAGAUACGGGACGAGGAAGUAGACGACUGGAUACAGAGGCAUCGCCCAUCGCCACAAACUAACAAUGUUAUAGCGUGCCGCGACGCCUGGGUAUAGGAACACCUGCAUGAUGAUGCCCAGAAACCCAAUGACAGCCAUGGCGAAGCCAACCUCUUGCGGCUGCAUUCCUAGACCGCCGGUGAAUUGGAAAGGAAGACGUGUGGUGAGGUUGGAUUUGGCGGGAUCGUGUACUGGCGUCGAAAGGAAGACAAACCACAGCGAGUUGAAGGUGCCCAAGUGGAACGUCACCAAAAAGUGGACAAGUAAUGUGAUGAUGAAGUUGCGUGUGAAUACGCGACGAAACGGAAGUUUCUGCGUAUAUCGUUUUGCGGGUUUCUUCGGCGCGGUAUUCUCGUCAACGAGCUCAACAUCGUGAGAGGCAAGGGGAGCGUAUUCAAUAUCGGCGUGGUGACCUCUCUUUGUGACUCUUCGAACAAAUUUGGCUAGCCGCUUGCCAACUUGUAUACCGCGAUCCGGUAGGCCUUGUCGGCUGUCUAGCGUUUCCUCGAGGCCUAGCCAAACGGCACAAGCAGCGAAAAAGAGAAAUCCGGCGCUGAAGAGAUUCGGGGCGGCAUAUGGGAAGGCCUUGAAGAAGCCAAUGGAGCCAAAGGUCGAUGGAUAGCUUGAAGCUAGAUCGGAAAGCAGGCCGCCCAGGAUCGGGCCAAUGGUGAUGCCCACGUUAGCUGUCAUGGGGAUCAACAGGAAUGCUCUAGACUGGAAUCGCUUUUCUCGAAUUGUCUCGCUGACCCUGGCGCAGAGUUAGUACAUGAGUGGCUAGUGGAUCAAGAAGAAUGAACAGCAGUCUUACAUCGUUCGGAUAAUGCCCACGUUUCCGUUGGUGAUGCCACCGAGGAUUCGAAAGAGUAAUGCUUGCCAGAAGCUAGUCGCAAAGGCAAACCCAACACAUGAGAGCGCCGUGCCAACCAA
This is a messenger RNA of [Torrubiella] hemipterigena, 3400 nucleotides long. The record is from the annotation of a GenBank genome assembly. Lineage: Eukaryota; Fungi; Ascomycota; Sordariomycetes; Hypocreales; Clavicipitaceae.